This is a messenger RNA of Oncorhynchus gorbuscha (pink salmon), 633 nucleotides long. Its product is annotated as keratin-associated protein 5-3-like. The coding region runs from base 1 to 633 and encodes 210 amino acids. The transcript has a single exon. NCBI's taxonomy places the organism in Eukaryota, Metazoa, Chordata, Actinopteri, Salmoniformes, Salmonidae. The record is from RefSeq and is a predicted model, not a curated record.
AUGUUGCUUGAGGAGUUGGCCCUCCUGUUCAAGGCCUGUCGCUUCUGCCGAGGCAAGGGCGCCUGUCACUUCUGCCGAGGCAAGGGCGCCUGUCACUUCUGCCGAGGCAAGGGCGCCUGUCACUUCUGCCGAGGCAAGGGCGCCUGUCACUUCUGCCGAGGCAAGGGCGCCUGUCACUUCUGCCGAGGCAAGGGCGCCUGUCACUUCUGCCGAGGCAAGGGCGCCUGUCACUUCUGCCGAGGCAAGGGCGCCUGUCACUUCUGCCGAGGCAAGGGCGCCUGUCACUUCUGCCGAGGCAAGGGCGCCUGUCACUUCUGCCGAGGCAAGGGCGCCUGUCACUUCUGCCGAGGCAAGGGCGCCUGUCACUUCUGCCGAGGCAAGGGCGCCUGUCACUUCUUCCGAGGCAAGGGCGCCUGUCACUUCUGCCGAGGCAAGGGCGCCUGUCACUUCUGCCGAGGCAAGGUCGCCUGUCACUUCUGCCGAGGCAAGGUCGCCUGUCACUUCUGCCGAGGCAAGAGCGCCUGUCACUUCUGCCGAGGCAAGGGCGCCUGUCACUUCUGCCGAGGCAAGGGCGCCUGUCACUUCUGCCGAGGCAAGGGCGCCUGUCACUUCUGCCGAGGCAAGGGCACUUGA